UACGAAGGCAAUGUCACGCUGAUAAAAUGGAUGGUCUACUUAUAGCUGUUAAGACAGUCAAUCACGACCAACAACCAGCUUUGUCGCCUGCUGGGGAGGGAUCGUAUCUAGCCACGACAUCUGACGGGCGUGAUGCCCGGCCCAAAGCCGAUCUCCCCGGGGACGCAACAUCGUCAGAUCACAUCUUGGCCGUCUUGAAGUCAAAGCCCGACCAAGACGAACUUGCUCAGGUCCUUGCCAUUCUAGAUCCAUCAAAUAAAACUGCAGCUCCAGAUGGUUUUGACAUUCGAGUCCCGCGCCCAGUAACAGCGCAGAUCCUCAAUGCAUUGGUGAACAUUACAAUUCCUGACCAUUGGGACUCUCUUGAUGCACGUUCUCGGGGCUCUAAAUCAUGGAAUAAGAAGUUACGGGCUGCUCUGCUAAGGUGUCUUAGCAGCAUUGCAGGUAUCAGCUGCUUGGUGGCCCAGCUUCGUUCUCUCAUAACUGCGUGCCGUUCAUCGGCUCAGCAUUCGAAAUCAUCGGGCCAAAAUAUACAGCUUCGGGACAUCCUUGCAGUCAUCUCCGCCCUGUUGGAGCCGAGUGAUUUUGCUUUUCGUCUCCAUGCGGACAUUGAGAGUCUGUACAGCAAUGCGACACAGAAGCAAGUGGCCUGGAGAGAACUGCUCUCACUAAUUGCAGCCAGUAGAGUUUUGUCCACGGCGGCGGAAGCACUUACUUUGGUAUCUGAGCUUGACGGACUUGCUACAAUCUCAUGGGUUGGAGACGGUUCAAAGUAUGCGUCCUGGAUGGGCUCGAAUGUCUGCCACAUGGCUUCGAAGAUUGCUCCCGAUGAUGAGGAGACUUGGAAAGCUGUGGCUUUGUUGGCCGGAAGAUCGCUAAGCCUGGGAUAUACAGAUCAAUUGGUCAGAGAAAUUUACACUGGGCUCAUUGUUCAGCAAGCCAAUCUCAAACAAUACGGCGCGCUUUUUGACCAUCUCCGGCCAACAGAGCAGCUGGCAAUGCUCGAAGCUGUCUUUCGGGAUGUCGAGCGGAGGCACUUCUCGGGUGAAAUUCCUGGUGACAAAGCCAGCAGCACGUCAGGCCAGACGAUCAGUAGCGUGGCGGCUUUGUGUUCAGUUCUCAUCUCAAAGCGGCCACAUCUGCAGGGUCAGCUUAUUGACUGGCUAUCCAAAGGCCAGGGCGGUUCAAUCAAUACUGUAGGGCUCCGCCGUGCUUUACUGGCGGUUUUGGCGCAAGAAGAAGACUUGAUAAAUUCUCUGAUUAGAAAGAGUAUGGAUCAAUCGGGCGACAAGUUUUACAUCAAGCACGCCCCAAUCAGAUGUCAAGAAGCCAACACCCAAAUCAUCCUUCUAACGGCGGGCUAUCUCCGGCACCUUGAUCCGGCCGCAAUGCACUUCAUCGGACGCUCUGGAAUCUUUCUCAAUAUGGUUUCAAACCGUCUAGCGGCCUCUUCCCCACGGGCUCGCUUCCUCGGUAUGCUGAUUGGCACCGCAAUUUCGGAGAUCAUCGAACAGCAGGGCAAGGGAAUGAAGUUCGAUCUUGAAGAGAUGGAAAGCGAUGAAGCAUUAUGGUACCUUGCCCUCGCUAAAACGAACGAUAGCAUUGGUCCUGCUGAAUCGAUUCAAUCGCUGAAAGAACCCGCAAAACCGACUGAAACGCAGACGAAGAAGCAACCCACCUCCCGGGCCAGCACGUCAAAGCAGCCGAAUAUCAGAGCAGCGAAGAUCGUUGCUAUAGAAGAGAUCAACGACUCGGAGGAUGAGGACGAGGAAGACGAAGAUCUCAUCCCAUAUGAGAAGCCGGAUGAAGACGCUUCAGAUUCUGACGAUGACCCUACCUUAGCCCAGCGCAACAAACCCACUGCACCAGUAUAUAUCCACGACCUCAUAAACUAUCUCCGCGACACCGAGAAUACCGAACGCUGGGAGCUGGCCCUUACCACUGCCCCCUCCUUGAUCCGACGCAAGACCGGCUUCGGAACAGAGCUUGCAGAGAACCUAGAAGAACUAGCUCUCAUAAUCGUGGGCUUACAAGAACAUGGAAAGAUCCUCAAAUUCCACGAAUACCAACUCCAAAGCAUGAUCGCCCUGAUUGUAUCCCAGCCCCUUAAAAUGGGCCACUGGUUCUCGGCCAUCUUCUUCGAUGGAGACCUAUCUCAACCCCAACGCUCUGCAAUCCUCACAGCCCUAGGUCUCAGCGCUCGCGAACUCGGCGGAAACGGCGAAGCAGACGCAAAAGCCCUAGGCCUUCCCAGCCUCACCGACGCUUCAUUCCCAUCCAAAAAGCUCCCCAACACCCUCGAAGCCCUAUACCUCCCCGAGACCGAAUCCCCCAUCGCCAGCCUAACCAAGCAACUAUCACGCGCCUCCCUCGAACCACUCGCCGCCAACGCCUCAGACACUCUCUCCGGCCCCAACGCCCUCAAAGUCCGCACCUUCUCCUCACGAAUGGAAGUCGAAAAGAAGCGCCAGCAGCGCGAAGCCCAACGCCAGAAAUCCACCGCCAAAGACCUCUACAAAGUCCUCGCAGACGGAUUCUUCUACCCCCUCAAAGGCCGUUUCGAAAUGAUGAUGAUGCAAUUCUCCUCUUCCACUGCCCCCAACUACAACCCCUUCUACACCCCCCACCUCCUCACCCUCUUCAUCCAAACCCUCACCCUGACCCUCUCAACCAUGGGUCCCCACACCCCGCACCUCCCAGCCCUCACCCACGAAACCCUCACUUUCCUUCUCUCUCUCCACGCCCGUCCCAUCUCCGACGACCCGGGCAUUCUCUCCGCCCUUCUAUCGCUGUUCCUCGCGGCUGUAGACCUCAACGUCGCAUCCGGAACAUCCGGAGAAGAGCGACUGGUUACUGAGUUCGCUACGCAAGUCAUGGAGUUGCGCGAGUGGGUAGGGGAGAUAUUUGAUCGGACGCCGCCGGUACAGGAUGCCAGUGAUCCACGGGAACAGGUGAGGACGUUGGCUGCGGGGGUGAUGGUGAAGUUGGGGGAGGUGAUGGAGAGGUAUCAGGGUAGGUUGAUGGGGGUGGGGUCUGGGUUUAGGUAUUAAGUCACCUUUGUUUUCUUUGGUUAUUGGAUGGAGUGCCGUGUGUAGUAGACUUGGAAGGGAUAAGUUGU
Messenger RNA from Aspergillus sclerotioniger CBS 115572, 3118 nucleotides. Its product is annotated as telomere length regulation TEL2 family protein. Gene Ontology annotation, biological process: protein stabilization; telomere maintenance via telomerase. Gene Ontology annotation, cellular component: cytosol. Lineage: Eukaryota; Fungi; Ascomycota; Eurotiomycetes; Eurotiales; Aspergillaceae. The coding region runs from base 27 to 3050 and encodes 1007 amino acids. The transcript has 6 exons. Gene Ontology annotation, molecular function: telomeric repeat DNA binding; Hsp90 protein binding. The record is from RefSeq and is a predicted model, not a curated record.